This is a messenger RNA of Pipistrellus kuhlii (Kuhl's pipistrelle), 2709 nucleotides long. RefSeq names its product mitochondrial antiviral signaling protein (gene MAVS). The transcript is spliced from 7 exons. The record is from RefSeq and is a predicted model, not a curated record. Bases 152 to 1708 code for a protein of 518 amino acids. NCBI's taxonomy places the organism in Eukaryota, Metazoa, Chordata, Mammalia, Chiroptera, Vespertilionidae.
CCGGCCCUGGCCCCGCCUCCCCCCUCCCCGCGGGGACAGUUCCGGUGUGGGUGGCGGCGGCGGCGGAUCGCCGGGUGCUGGCUCCCCCAGUCGUUUCCCCUCUCUCUCAGCCCCAUUGAGUUAGAGCCCUCGUCUGCAGAGCUGGAGAGGGAUGACGUUUGCCGAGGAGAAGACUUUCGAGUACAUCCGCCGCAAUUACCGCAAGUUUCACCAUAUUCCUGUUCUGGAGAUUCUGCCUUACUUGUCUUGCCUCACAACCAGUGACCAGGACCUCCUGCGGGCCCACCUGGAUCUCAAUGGGAACCGGAACACCAUUUGGGAUCUCUUCAACAGCCUCCAGCGGCGCAGUGGCUGGGUGGAGUCCCUCAUCUGGGCGCUGAGGGCCUGCGAGCUGGCUGCUCUCGCUGACGAAGUGGACCGCGUCUAUCAGAGCAACCUGCCCAUGAGCCAGAGACGCCCCCCGGCCCCACCGGAGCCGCCGUCAGUUCCUGCUGAGACACCAGGGCCCCCCACACCCGCUGUGGCUCCCAGUGCCUCUCACAACAGCUACAGAGAAGAGCCAAGUUACCCCAUGCCUGUCCAGGACACCCAGUCGCCAGUGUCCCCGGGAGAGAAUUCAAAGAAGUUCCCACCGACAGCCAGCUCUGGGGCUGACCUGAGGAGACCCACUGGCCCCCAGGAGCCCUCCUCUGACAUGGCGUCCCUCAGCCCUCUGACAUCCAGUGGGCCUCAGGAGCAGGAAGUAGAACUGGGCAGUACCCACGUAACAGACAAUGUCUCCAGCAUGACAUCAUCCCAUGGGCCUGUCUCUCCAACUGCCUCCUUCCAGCCCCUGGCCCGUUCUACCCCCCGGGCAAGCCGCUUGCCUGGACCUGCAGUGUCACCUCCGUCUACUGGCACCUUCUCCUCCUCUGCAAGGGGUGCUGAAUCGACUGCCUGCUCCAGUGGAGUAGCGGUACCCACCAACUCUGUGACCACCAGCACAGCACCUUCCAAGGUGCCCCGCCACUCAGCACUUACCAGCACAGUGCCUUCCAAGUUGCCCACCAGCUCGAAGACCCCUGGUAUAAUGUCCUCUAAUGUGCCCACCAGCCUAGCACCUUCCAAGUUGCCUGUCAGCUCAACACCUGCUGGCGCAGUGUCACCCAAGGUACCUACUGGCGUGGUGCCUGACCACAGGAUGCCCACGAGCCCGGUGUCCAGCAAGGUGCCUGCCACCACAGCACCCACCGUCAGGAGUAGCAGCAGCAUACCCUCGGAGCAGAUGCCAGUGUCUCCAGCACCCACAAGUGCCACUGCUAGAAGCAGCUCACCUUAUGCAGACAGCAGUUCCAACAGCUGGGUCUCAGGGCCAGAGCUGAGCAAGCCAGGCGGGCUGUCUUCCCGGAUGGAAAGCCAGCCGUUCUCCGGCUGCUCCGCGGAUCUCGCCAUCAGCAACAACACGGAGCCAGGACCUGACAACGCCCCGGAGGAGAACGAGUACACGUCAGCGGACAUCGUUAGGGUCAUCCAUGUCGCUGAGGGUCCCAGUGCUGACCUCCUGGCAGGCAAUCCCGGGCUUCACAAUGCCACCCAGCUCACGGAAGAGAAGGAAUUGCCUUGUGAUGGGUCGGCUCAGAGGGCUCCGUGGCUGGGGAUGGCUGCUGUCGGGGUGCUCCUGGCCACAGUCCUAGGUGUUGUGCUGUACCGGCGGCGCCUACACCAAUGAAGCCCUCUGCCCUUCCCACCAUGCAUCUGCUCUGUUCUCAUUUAUAUAUCUUCCUGAGCAUGCAGCCAGUCCCCCUCUCCUUGUCCCUUCCUUGGGUCUGGUAUCGCUGAGUGCAUCCUGGGAGGCAGCUUCCUUACCAUCCUUGGCUUUCUGGGCUCUGGGCGGUCCUGUGCCCCCCAGACCUGCUGCCCAGCAAUCUGGGUUGUCACCCUUGUCCUCUGGAGGAGGUCCCUCCAUCCAGGCCUUAUUUAUGUUUGCCAUGGAUCAGGAGGCACUGCUGAAGAGUGCAAAAGGUUAGCCAACCCUAACCCCCUCCUGCCCUGGUCCCUGGCAGCUGACGGGUAUCCAGGGAGGGGGACCCACAGGACCUCACUCUGGAGGCCAUUGCCCUUGAGAGCAAUGAGAGAAUGCUGGAGCUGUGUUUUAUCCCGUCCCUGGCGUUCUCUGCCCAUGCCAGGCAAGGGUGGGGAGGAACUGGAGGACCCUAUAGACCCUCGGGAAAGCCCCUUUCCAGUCUUCUCACCCCCUUCUCCGCCUCCCCUUCCUCCUGGUCCCCAUCCCCAUGCAGGUUGGGGAGGGGCCCUUUGGGGCAGGCUCAGGCCGAAGUUUGAAUUUCAGCUUCACCCCUUCCUGGGCUGUGUGGCUUGGGCAAAUAGAUGAUCAAACUGCUGUGGUCUUGCUCUCCCUCAUGGACUGUGAGUAUCAUGGCUCAUCCUUCACUGUGUUCUAAUGAGACUGAAGCAUGCAGGUGUGUGUCAAGUGCCUGGCCCAGAGCAGGUGGCCACUAAUUGCUUCUCCCACCGCUCCCCUGCCCACUCUGAUAGAGAUGAGGGCAUGCGAGGCAGAGUGCCCAGAACGUAAGAGUAGCCUAGACCUUGAAUCCACUCUGCCUCUCACUCACUCUGUGCUCUUGGGCAAGGUGUUAACUUCUGUGCCUGUUUUAUUAGCUGUGAAAGAGGGAUGAAUAGUAAAAAAUAAAUAACUAAGUAUAUAUACAUAUA